AUGGUUAUGGCUAUGCAUGGAAAUAUCCUUUCAGAAAUACAGGCACCAUCUGAACUACGACAGGUUUUUAAGAAUGAGAUUCAGAUGGUUGGGAAUGAAGGUGCUAAAGUGUUACGAGUGCUUGGAGAAAAAGUACAGAAGAUGGAAAAACUAGCCCCGGGAAACCUCCUCCAGGAUGUUCAUGAUGCUGCUGAGGAUUUGCAACUGAAGAUUGACGAAAAAUCUUAUCUUUUGGUAAAUGCAGAGAGCUGGGAAAGUGUAAAACGGCCUGGAAAAUUUCAAGACCCUGAGCACCUUCAAGAUCUCAAGGAUAACGCAAGCAAACCAUUAGUGAUAAAUUCCCUUAGUGCAGUCAACCUGAAAUCAACCUACUCUUUUAAAAACUACGAUCCGCAGAAUCCAAACAUGAGCACCAAUCUCUCAGUUUCUCAAUGGGGUUCCGGAGAAGAUGUGCUCAAACAACAAACAAUGUGGCCGUCAAGGCUUUCACUUAUUGGUGAUACCAUUCUCAACGAGCGUGAAGUACGGACAUAUGAAAGUGCAAGUGCAUUGUCACUCUCAACAUUUACAUCCCUGUUGAUUGAGUUUGUGGCUAGGCUUCAGAAUCUCGUGGAUUCGUUUGAAGUACUCAGUGAGAAAGCAAAAUUCAAGGACCCCAUAAUUUCGACUGAAACAAAAGAAGUACCUGGUUGUUGGGACUUGUUUCUCAAGCGCAUAUGCUGCAAGGAUUAA
Fraxinus pennsylvanica is the source of this 732-nucleotide messenger RNA. NCBI's taxonomy places the organism in Eukaryota, Viridiplantae, Streptophyta, Magnoliopsida, Lamiales, Oleaceae. The record is from the annotation of a GenBank genome assembly.